AUGACCCACCAGUUGAGAACACACCCACACCUGUUCCCCGACAUACCGUUCCUUCACUGCCCGCAAAAGGACUGCGAGUUUAAGUCUAAACACAAGUCGGCUUUUGCUAUACACGAGAGAAGUCAUACGAAGCCAUUCCAGUGCUCUGAAUGUGAGAAACGGUUCGGCACUAAGAAGAGUCUUACGGACCACUCGCGCACUCAUAACGAGUCACUGAAAUACCGGUGCGAUUGGCACGGGUGUGACGACACGUUUACUACACACGACGCUAUGAGAGAUCAUUUCAAUACGCAUACCGGAGCCGUGGUCUACCGGUGCGAGUGGCCGGGCUGUGAGAAGGAGUUCAUUCACAGGACUUCACUCAUUCAUCACCGACGGAGCCAUAAGUUGUCGGAAAAGGUUGACUACCGGUGCCAUUGGCCGGAGUGUGAGUACAGUACUAAAGACUCGCGGAAUUUGAAAACACAUAUCGAUAGACAUAAC
Messenger RNA from Oppiella nova, 483 nucleotides. The record is from the annotation of a GenBank genome assembly. Lineage: Eukaryota; Metazoa; Arthropoda; Arachnida; Sarcoptiformes; Oppiidae.